AUGGGCUCGGAUUCUGCAGUGGUUUCCCAGCUCUGCUUCAGCCCUGCCUGGGAUUUAGAAGAAGAACGUCGGGCAUUGAAAGAAGAUCAAAAAAUAUGUCGGAGUAGGGCACAGAGAUAUUUGAUAGAGACAAACAGAAGAAGAAGAGCAUUUGAAGAAAAAUGGAAGAAAGAAGAAGAAAAAGAACGAAGGCUUAGAGAACAAGUUCUGCAGCAGAGGAAAAUGAAACUUCAGGAAGCAACUGAUAAGUUCCAGCGUGCUCACCUGCGUUUUUCUCAGCACAAGCAAAUAGUCCAGACAAAAGCAGCUCUUCAAUUAGAAGAAGCUCUUGAAAAAAUUAAAGGAUCUGUUUUAACACCAGGACUGUGCUUGCCCAGCAGAAACAAAGCCAACUUCAGAACCACAGAUGACACUUCAUCCUCAUCAGCAUCUAGAAACGAUUCUUGCCGUCAGAAGCAGAUUUCAGCAAUGGAAGGCUGGGAUGAAACAGUACAAGAGAGCAGCAGAACAAACGUGGAUAGUAACCAACUUCUCUUCCAGAAAAAUAUGAAAGAAAUACAGCAACUCCUUGAAAAACAGCAUCUCAGCAACUUGGAGAAUUUUCAUCAAGAAGUCAAGAAAACAGAUGAUUCAGAAAGCUUGUCAAGCCCUGACAGUCUUGAGACUGGAGAACAAAAUGGAAAUUACACAAUGCCGAGUGAAUCAUCUUUGACUGCACAGUGUGACUGUGCCCUGUACAGUCAAGAAAAAUCACAGACUAGGAAUAAUGGCUUGCUUUGUAGAGCUCAAAGUACUUCUUCUAAAAAUACGCAUCUAAAUAAUUGUCUGAGAAAUGUAGAUUUGCAAAACCACCACAACUUACCUGUUCAUGAUCUUUUAGCUAAACAUAAUGUUCUAACUCCCGCUGACCAUGUAAACAGUUCAGAAGAGGAAUCAUCUGCUUCUCACAGAUUUGGAAAAAAACCUGCAGAGUUCUCUGCCUCUGGUGAGCAAGAAAGCUCUGUAAGUAAUGCAUUUAGUUUUCUGCAAAAUUUAAAAGAAGAAAGAAGCAAGCCAUCCUCUGGAACGGCUAGCACAUUAGCCUCUGGUCAUCCUGGUUUCAAUCCUAGCAAAGCCGGGGCCAGCCCUGCCUCUGUUCCAGAAGAAAGAGUUCAAGAUCUGAUGCAAGAUCAGAGUUUUCAAAUGACCCCACAAAAACGGACUGUAUCUGUGCAAACCUCCAGUCAACCUAUUGCAACAUCUAUAGUCUUAUUUCCUAAUCAGGGGUGUUCCACUGGCAUUCCCAGCACAGCUGAUGCAUUACCAAAGGACAAAAACAUCAGUACAGAGUUUUUUAAAAAUACCUCAGGAAAAAUGACUGAAAAAAAAGAAAAUACUAAAUGUAUUGAUGACAUUAAUCCAGGACCAUCUUUAUUUCAGGACAUAGCAAAAGUCCCAGUUCUGUGCGAUGUUAAACAGAAUAACAAACAGGAAGAAGAGGUAAAUAUGGUAGAAAUUAUACCACUGGUGUCUGAUAUGGAGUUAAGGUCUGGCCCUCCUGCACAGCACAAAACCCUGAAAAACAAUAUUCUUGAAAGUAAAAGAGCAAGAUUAUUCACAAGUAUCUUGAAGAAGGAAUCUAAAUAUGGACCCAGUCAUUUCAAACCUGUGGUUAUGAACCAUGAGACCAGUUUUGGAACUCGACCCGUGUCUUCUAUCAGAGACAGUUUAGAACUGGGAAAAGUAAAAAUGAAAAGUGCAGACAAUGAAAAAUACAGUAGAAAGCUAAGAUGGUGUGAUCAAAUUAACCGGGUAAUAAUGGAAAAUAAUGAAAAAUGCUAUGAAAAAAACACCAGUGAAAUAUCUCCUGCACAGCUGCAAUAUUUUCAAAGUACAAAUAAUACUCCUAAGACUAAUUUAAGUAGUGUUGCUCAACCUUCAAACCCCGUGUUCAUGAAAAGUCAUCAGAAAAACUCUCGUCUAUCAAAACCAAAUGUUAAUACAGAAGAAUCAAAUAAAGAAUGCACAUCUCUGAAUACAUUUAUGUCUACUGGAUCCUUUUCUGCUAAAAAAGCUUGGAUGGUAUCAAGAGAUGAAGAAAGUAAACUCCCAGUAUGCAGUAAUAAUUCUAAAAUUAAUGAAGUUAGUCAAUUCAAGUAUAAGGCAAAAAUAACAAGACCACCAAGCUCUGUAAGAGCCCAGCCAAGUGUUAUGCCCAAGAAGAGAACAGGCACCAUAAUCCCACUGCAGUCGGCUGCUGAAGCAAACAGAGCUCUAAAAGCUCCGGCAAAAUUGCUAGCACCUCACCCAGCAUCCGCACAUCUGCCAGGAAACAGCAAUGGUGAGAAUGCAGCCAUCCCUGGGUGUCAGCCACAGCUGCCUUCAAGUCUUCAAGCUACCGCUGCAAGCAGGAAGGAUUUAAAUGAAAGGCAUGUUUUGUUAGCAGGUGGGGUCACAGAAAACAGCGGGAGUAUUACUUGUCAUUCGGACUGGGCCGCUGCAAUACCUACACCUGGCUGCAGCACGGCCAAAUGUGAACCCUGGGCAAAAAAUACUUCUGUAAAGAGUGUUCAGACAAGUGCCUGUCAAGGUCAUUCAGUAACCUGCACUGAAAGAAGACCUGCUGAUGCAGAAAAUGGAUUACAUCUCCAUCGUAUCCCAACAGCUGGGAAAACAAGGACCUCGUGGCAAGCAGCUCACACUUCCUGCGCUCCAAAAGACUCUGGUACUGGUGCUAUUCAGCACCGUGUGCCACAUUACAAUAAUUUGCAUAUAACUAAAUGGCAACCUUUUAAAGCAGUGUCCCAUGUUACGAUUGAUGGCAGCAGCCAGACGAGUAGUUUCAAAUCUGCUUCUAGAAUCAAGAAAUUGUUUUCUUUUUCCACAAAUGUUUCAGAAAGCACUCUUCAGUUUCUUGUGGCAGAAAAACUAGCAAGUACACCCAUUGCAGAGGAUGAAAUCCUGGCAGAUAUGGAACGCGUGCAACCAGCCAGGCAGCCCCUGCUGCUUAGCAGGGCUCCAUGUCCAGGCGUGAGCACACUUUCAGUAGAAGAAGAGAAGAUUUUCCAGUCUCUUGAUUGUCUCAAUCAAAGGCUACAAAAUGUUCAAGAAGCCAUUAGCAGAAACCCAUCUGCCUCAAAUGUUUUGCACAUAAUCACCCCUUUACAUGACGAUUCACACGUCAACGAAUUUGACGUGUUUGGUGAUAAACCUGUCUGCAUCGCUAUGUCGGUUUAG
This is a messenger RNA of Opisthocomus hoazin, 3216 nucleotides long. The record is from RefSeq and is a predicted model, not a curated record. Lineage: Eukaryota; Metazoa; Chordata; Aves; Opisthocomiformes; Opisthocomidae.